This is a messenger RNA of Ctenocephalides felis (cat flea), 1239 nucleotides long. RefSeq names its product cytochrome P450 6j1-like. The transcript has 10 exons. Lineage: Eukaryota; Metazoa; Arthropoda; Insecta; Siphonaptera; Pulicidae. The annotation marks the transcript as partial. Gene Ontology annotation, molecular function: heme binding; iron ion binding; oxidoreductase activity, acting on paired donors, with incorporation or reduction of molecular oxygen. The record is from RefSeq and is a predicted model, not a curated record.
AUGAGUAAGCAAUUUGCAAGGCGUUUUCAAGAUCGACCCUACUUUGGAACCUUUUCGUGUUUCAAACCCUUAUUUGUGGUCAAAGAUUUGGAUUUAGUAAAGACAGUUUUACAAACUGAAUUCAACAGUUUCCAAAAGAAUGAUUUUGAUUUAAACGAAGAAUUGGAGCCAAUUUUUGCUACUAAUCCUUUUACUCAAACUGGGCAAAGAUGGAAACGUUCCAGAACGCAAAUCACGCCCGCUUUCACUUCAGGAAGAAUGAAAGCAAUGUAUCCAUUGAUGUUAGAAGUCGGAGAGAAGAUGAAUAAAUAUUUGGAAAAAAAUGAAAAACUUCCAGAUGGAAUUGAUGUGAAAGAACUUAAUGAAAAGUUUGCUAUGGACAAUGUGGCAAGUUGUGCUUUUGGAAUUGACGUAGAAUCUUUUCAAGACCAAGAUUCUGAUUUUAUCCGAGCAGCGAAAAAGAUUUUCGAGCCUUCAUUCUCAAACAUGAUUAAAUUUCUAUUAACAUUCAUGGCGCCUACAAUAACUAAAAUUCUUAAAUUUCGUAUAAUGCCUCCAGAAACAGCAAAUUUCAUGAGUCAAAUAGUAAAUCAAAACAUCAAAUACCGAGAGGAGCACAACAUUACUAGAGAUGAUUUCUUACAAGGAAUGUUGAACUCAAGAAGCAAAACCCAAGGCGAAUUUCCACCUUUGACCAAUAAGGAAAUGACUGGACAUGCAGUAUCUUUUCUCACAGAUGGUUAUGAAACCUCCAGCGGUGUUAUGGCAUUCACGUUUUUUGUGGUAGCCAAGUAUAAGGAUAUCCAAAACAAAUUGCGUGAAGAAAUUGAAGAAGUUUUGAACAAACAUGAUGGACAAAUGACUUAUGAAGCUAUUAUGGAAAUGUCGUAUCUUGAGAAAAUUAUUUAUGAGACCAUGAGAAUGUACCCUCCGGCUUUGAUGCUACAGAAAAGAUGCACUCAAGAAUGCACUUUGCCUGGUAAAUCAUCCGAAGACAUUACCUUGCAUCCAGGAGAUGCUGUUGUAAUUCCUGUCUAUUCUAUUCAUCAUGAUCCAGAAUUUUAUUCAGAUCCAGAAAAAUUUGACCCUGAAAGAUUCAGUGAAGAAGAGAAAACAUCGAGGCAUUCAUAUGCAUUUUUAGGAUUUGGUGCAGGUCCAAGGACCUGUUUAGGAAUGCGUUUCGCUCUUUUGCAAAUGAAAGUUGCAUUGAUGUCUGCUGUUAAAAACUUUGAAUUAUCU